This is a messenger RNA of Caenorhabditis remanei, 1161 nucleotides long. RefSeq lists its product as uncharacterized. The transcript is spliced from 3 exons. Bases 1 to 1161 code for a protein of 386 amino acids. The record is from RefSeq and is a predicted model, not a curated record. Lineage: Eukaryota; Metazoa; Nematoda; Chromadorea; Rhabditida; Rhabditidae.
AUGACGUACCAUCUCUCCUAUCCUGGUCAGCGAUGUAUUAUCGAGUUUCUGGAGGCGAAUAAACGAAGCCCCGCUCUUCAAAAAGCAGAAAAAUCGAUACCAUUCAACUUGGACCAUGUUCAAAUCACUCUAUUCUCUUUGACACUAAACAAUAUCUGUAUCCAAAUUCACCCAGCGACAGAACAAAUCCCUGAAGACGAUCCUCGAUAUGAAAGUAGACCGGAUGACGUUAAAAUGCAACCUGGAUUUAUCAGAUCAGGACACUCUGACUCAGUAUGGCAUCGCCGGUUUCACGAAGUUGUUUUCUUUAGAAAUAGAGAACGGAUUGCUAGCAGACCUAUCCCUGAGAACGUAAAGGAUUACAUAGCACUGGAAAAGUUGUACCAGAUUAUGUUGGGAGGAAGGAAGGAUAUUCGAGUGAACAUGCUGGAAUUGGAAACAUACGGUUCUCGAGUUAUUCUUCGGUUACCUGAAGGUUUGAAUUUUCGGAUUAACGGACUUGACACAAAUAGAGAAGACUUCAAAUACUACCUUCCUCUUAUUGAUUCAUCGAGUUUUCCGCUGAAAAAACUAAAAAUCCCUUUCCUUGGAUCACAAAUCUUUGAACACCAAAUUGUUCAAAAUUCUGACUGUUUGACUAUUGACGAACUUUCGCUAAUCAAUGAUACUAUUCCAUUAAAUGAUAUAAGAAAGCUCACCAACAAAACUGCUGUAAUUCAGCACAGUAAAAUGAGAAUAGAAGAGAUGAUGACACUCAUCAGAAAUUGGUUGAGUGGCGAGAAGUCGAUUGGAACAACUUUAAUGUUGGAGAAGUCGUUCAUGCCGAUUAAUCAGGCAAUACUCAGGUCUAUUAAGGAAAUAUUCAAGGAGUUUGAAAACGACUUGGAGAAUGUUGAAGAGAAUUUCCUCCUAAACUGUCCCCGCUUUUGUAUUCCUAUCAACGAUUCGUCGAAUCUUCUGCUUUAUGGAAUCAGCAGAGGCAUUGUUAACAACAACAUAAAUUGGCCCGUCUCGGCAUUUGUUAUGAAAGUAGUUGCGACGACUCCAGAAGUGAUGCCAGGCAAUUGUCUAUUCGAGGAUGGUGCCCCACUUAUUCUCCCGUCUAUGAUCUUUGUAUUGUUUGCCUUCUCAUAUUUUUGUGGUCCGAGCACUAGUCCAUGA